Astrephomene gubernaculifera is the source of this 5796-nucleotide messenger RNA. NCBI's taxonomy places the organism in Eukaryota, Viridiplantae, Chlorophyta, Chlorophyceae, Chlamydomonadales, Astrephomenaceae. The record is from the annotation of a GenBank genome assembly.
CAUUCCGUUCCUGCAACACUUUUGACAGAUAGUAAGAUUCCUGUUCCAUACUAAGUUGAACUGUUUAUUUACCUCUAUAGCACUAGCCUUUUGCUGACUCCUCUAUGCACCAAUUUAUUGCUUGCGCAAGAUGAUAUAGUGUCGACCUGGAUAUGCUUUGCCUUUAAGCUUAGAAGGGAGGCGAGACUGCAGUCAUAGCUUUAUGGAGACGCGCUGGCACCAAUAGCCUCGGCAGGAACAAUGGCAGAAGUGUUCAGCACAGUUAUAGCUUCAGAGCAGCAUCCACAAUGGCUUGCUAGCCAGUACGUUUGGGACCCUUCACAGCUGCAAGCCUUGCCUCUUUCAUGCAGUCAGGCUAAUGGUUCUGAAGGUUCUCCCUCUGAACCUGGCUCUGAAGGCCAUACCAGCAGCACAGGCGGCCAGCGCCAGCAGAGCCUAGGCCCUAUUCCUGUUGGAUGGCAAGGUUCGUCAGGCAGUCCGGCGGGCGGAAGCGGAGGUGUCGCUCUUGACGCAAGGGAAACGAAGAGCGCCCACUUCAGACCUGUCAAGGGGCCGCUCGUUUGCCAGGUCGAGGGUUGCGGACACGACCUUUCAGUUGAUAAGGGAUACUAUCAACGCUACCGUGUGUGCGAGCCGCACGUGAAGGUGCUCAGCAUUAUGAUAAACGACAGGGCCUGCCGGUUCUGCCAACAGUGCGGCCGUUUCCACGAGCUUUCCGAGUUUGACGGCAACAAGAGGAGUUGCCGGGCGCGCCUCCUGCAGCACAACGCACGACGCAGGAAAAGGGACCCCUUUGACACGGCCGGCAAGGAACAGACGCGCAAGGGCAGGCCGCCGCAGCAGUGGCCGGAGAACAGCAACGACGCAGAGACGUCGAGUAGAGACGUCAGGAAGGGCGCCAUGCCUGUAGAGAAGGUGGUGGCGGAUAGCCGCAUGGACCCAUGCUUUCUAGGCUCUGGCACUGGCGCCGGCGACUGCAUCAUGCCGACGAGCAAUGGGUCGGCUUCCGCAUGGUCGCCUAGGAUGCAGCCGAGCAUGGUUGGCUUGCUGGAGAGCUCCUUUGUCAGCAGCCAGGACGCGCCCAUGCUCCUGCAACCUUCCAUACAGAUGUUGCCACCGCAGCAACAACAGCAACUGCCGGCGCUCUUUGAUCCGACGCCCUGCCUUGUGGGUGGCUCGGACCUGGCAGGCUCAUUGGACGACGUCCUAGACGACCUGUUCAACGGAAAAGGGGAGAAUUUGGUCCUGCCGGCAGCACCCAGUUCGCGAGACAGCUCGUCAGGGCCAAGCUUGACCUCUGGUCUCGGCUUGGGGCCGGGCUUGCGUGCUACGAACAACAUGCCUGGUGGUGGUUUUCUGUCGGUUGACGCGCAGGCGCUCCGGCCAGGCGGAGCGAGUAGCAACUUCGGGCCCAAUUCCGCUCUGCUCCUUGGCUCUUGCAAUGGCGCCUCUCUCACGGCUGCGGCAGGCGGCUGGGGUUCGGCGGUCGUGAGCGCUGAGACGGGGGGUAACAGCACCGACAUGUCUGCUGCGCUGGAGAGGCGCAACAUGGAACAGCUUCAGUUACAGCAGCAGCAACAACUCGUGCAGCAUGAGCAACUUAUGUUAAAACAACAACAGCUGCUACAGCAGCAACAACAGCAGCAAAUGCAGCAGCAGCAGCAACUGUUGCUGCAGCAGCAGCAGUUACGGCAGCAACAGCUUAUGCAGCACCCGCAGCCUUUCGCCGCCGGCGGUGUCCUCGGUCCCGCCGUCAUGAACGGCUCCCAAGGCAGGCUGCCCCAGGCUGAGCCGUUCGUCAACAGCAACUCCUCGACUACGAGCGCUUACGCUGGGGCGGGGUCGUGCAUUAGCGGCAGUAUGGCAGGACCGUGUAGCGCUGCCAGCGCCUGGACCUCCUCUGUCCUGUCCACAGGAAGCGGCCUGGGCAACGUCAGCGGCGGUCUGCACCACAUGGGCGGCUCACCUCUGAGCGGCCCCGCCAGCCUAGGUCAGGGAAUGGGGGUCGGCUCCGUCGGCGCUGCGCCCGGCAUGUCGAGCUUCGAACUGGCGCGUCGGCUGGUAGCUAGUGGUGGAGCUGCCGCGCAGUACAAGAGUGAAGACUUGAUGGUUCGCGUCAGCAUCAAGAUUGCCAACUGCACGCCCGACCAGCUGCCGCCGGACUUGUACCAACGGCUGCGGAACCUCCUCAACACUGCGGAUGCUUCGCUGGUCCAGGGCUUCCUUCGCCCUGGCUGCACUCAUCUGGUGCUAGACGUGCUCGUGAGCGGCUCUGGCGGCGUGAGUUCCCCGGAUGAGGGAGAGGCUGUUGCGGACGGUAUUGCUGCUCUGGGGCUUUCCGCGAAGGAUUUCCGCGGUGGCCUUGGCGCUUUGGCGGCGCGGAGCGCCAUGCUGGUGCAAACGGAGGGCGAGGUGGCCAGCUGGCCGGCUGGCAUGCAGCCCGCGGACAAGCCGCGGGAGCUGUCGGCCGUUGCUGACCUCCAGGCAGCCGGCCAGCUGCCGGUCAUUGCGCACGUCACCGCAGCUGCACACCUGGGCGCAGGGAACCGUGCGACACUGGCGGUGUUUGGGACUGGGCUCGCCGGCGCUGGCGUCGAGCUGUUUGCGCGCAUGCAGGGCGGCUACCUGCCGGUGAAGGUUCAGCCGCUCCUGGUGUUGGGCAAGGUAACGGCCUCAGCGAGUGCGAACCCGCAGCUAGCCAAGGCGGCAGAAGCAGCUUUCGGCUACGCCUCAGUGCUGCGCAGCGCGGGUCGCCAAGUCGAGGACGUGGCGUUGGUAACUGUGGAGGAAGCGCCCGGGACGGGACUGCUGCUGGUCGAAGCGCAAUCGGGUCCGCUCCUGAGCAACUGGCGGCCAUGCCUGCUUUCUACGGAUGCCGACGUUGCCGCGGAGCUGUCCGCAUGGGGCUGUACGGCGCUGCGGUCGGGCGCCGCCGCACUGGCGUCGUUAGAGGCGUUUGUGACGGACUUGGGCCGUGUGCUCGACAGGCGUAGUUACUGUGAGGUUGCAGGCUUUGACGAGGAUGCCCCAGUAUUCGCGGAUGCAAGUUCGGACCAGGAGGCGACGUUUGAGCUGGUCUGCAUGUGCGAGAGGCUGCUAGCAUGGGCGGCCGAUGCAGGGCUUGCGCGCGUCAGUAGCUUCCUCGUGGCAGCGCUGCGACAGUACGGACAAGACGUACAAGCAAUACUCGAGGCACCGUACGCUGACGGGCUCACCAUCGUGCACCGCUGCAUUCGGUCCCGCAAUGCGGCCGCUGUGGUUGCCAUGAUGGGGUGGGCAGCGGGUAGCGGCAUUCGGCUUAGCUGGGACGCGCAUGGCGCCUUGGGGCUCAGCCCGCUGCAUCUGGCUGCGCUGGUCCCUGCAACUUGGAGGAUUCUGGCUGCCAGUGCUGGUGCGCGUGGGUGCUGGGAGUCGGUCAAGGCGCAUGCGGAUGGAGGCACCCCGAAGCAGCUGCAGACGCUGCUGCUCGCGGGUUUGCCGCCGGGGGCAGUGCCUCGGGACCUGGCUGAGGUUUUCACGCGACGGGUGUCCCCGGCGCCACAGCAGCAGCAACCGCACCAGCCUAGCGCUGUGGAUGGCUUGCCAUCAGCAGCAGCAACCUCCACGGAAGCUGACGUGACGCCUCAGAAGGCAGCUGGGGAAGAGAAGCCUGUCGCUCCACAGGUCGUGGCGGCAGCACAUGUGCCGGCUCCUGCUUCUGCAGAGGCGCCAUGCCGGGUGGGUGACGCCAUCCCUCAUGUCGACGCCAUGGCAACCGUCAGCGUCGUCGCCCAGAACGUCAUUACCAAGAGCGGCAAGGUCAGCGGUUACGUCCAACAGCCCUUCCUACUGCGAGCCCUACACACGUUCUUCGCUAUGCUCUUUGCCUUCGUCGCGGUGCUCUUUGCCGCCAAGCGCUCGCUGCCUAGCGAUUCAGAUGACGGAGACCUAGCGGUGCAAGGCCGCUACGCCUACACCUUGCGCCUGGCGCCCGUGUCGGACUUUGUGAGGCAGGGCCUGGCCCGGAGCUCCUCCUCCCUGCUGGGAGUCGCCCUGCUGGGCCUGGCUGUGUUUGUGUUGCCUGUCAAGUCGGCUGCAAUGAUGCUGUCGCAGCUACAUCCGGCGUCCACCUGCAUGGGUGCGCCAUAAUGCAUGAAUUUCUAGUGUGGGCUUUCUAGCGUAUUUCGUAAGACGUGCUUGCAGUUCCGCAUGCAUUUGUGUUUGCGGAUGACAUUUCCUUUUGGGUCGGCUUGGUCCGUAAGAAUAAAGAUCAAUGUGCAGAGCUGAGCGGGGCCUUUGUGCCUAGCCUUGUGCUUAGCUUUAAAUGAAAGAUGCAAGCAGCGGGCACUCCUGGCAGAUACGAACGAUGGGGAAUAGCUAUACCUUUAUUUAGCUGGCGGUUGUUAAGUUCUCGUGGGCGGCGCGUGCAUUUGGAAACUAAUCGAGUAUCUGGCUACGCGCCACAUGCGUGGUGCUAAUAUAAGUCCUACGGAGCUUGUCUAAUGCUGAUGACAUUAGCGUCGUACUGUGAGAGCAUGGACGCCACUACGCGGUUGGUGGGACGAAGGUCGCAAAGACCUAUUGUCGCAGACACCGCAAGUAGUCAUUGUUGUGCAUGGCGCACUUUUCUUAGAAUGGCCGUCGGCUCUUAGGCGGCCAAUCCGUGAGUUCUGUGAUCAUAAACCUGUUUCAUCAAUAAAGUGAGUGGCGGUUCACUGGCUCGGCUCGGAUACUGGCAUGGAGAGCGGUGUGCAUUUUGCUUGACUUGCGAAAGCUGGUGUACUCGUUGAUAAGUACGCUAGCUAGUGCUGCUUGUGUGGCAUGGGGCGGGCGGCCUUGCAAGGGGGCGUACCACUUUUUUGGCCCGCAGGUCCAAGAAUGUUCUAAGAUGGCGGUUUCAUGGGUCCUAUUGGAGAUAUGUGGUAUAUCGAGGAUGUAUUAAAUUUUAAUUGUAAUGACGCGGCAGCACAGCUGAGAGGGGCCGUUUCUAAGCUCGGCCUAGUGAAGGGUGCUGUGAGGCGGAGUGACACAAAUGGACAGGCGCGCGUUAACAUGCGAUAUGCUUGUUCAUUCCCAUGUUGCUCCCCAGUCAUCAGCCCCUUCCAAUGACGCUUGUAUUGCUGCGGCAGGCAUACGCACGUUUGGGUAGUCGCCCGUACGCUUUGUCUUCCAAGGAGGUGCUUAUUGCGAAUUGGUGCGGGCACUGCUAUGUGGGACGAUGGAGUGGUGUUGUACGGCGGUGUUAUAGCUUGAACAGCAAAAUGAGGAGUCGAAGUGCAGCCCCAUGGCUGCUCCUGAACAUGCGCAUGGUUGGACGCGAGCCGGAUGCAUUCAUCACUUCAUGCGGUGGUUUGGUAAUGUCGAGUGUAAGAGUUGUGGUGGUUGCCUGCUUGCGUGCCUCCCUGUCAUGGCCUCCUCUUUCCGCAUUUUUAGGGGGCACUCGACUAGAGGUGCGACAAACAGCAACCGAACUCUCAUGGCUAUGCCUUUUAUGGCAUGGCAUGGCGGUGGAUACUGGCGGUCCUAAGUGGAUGUCCUAGCGUAUGCUCUGGCAGUCCUCCUGUCUGUACGGUACCAGGAUUGCCUGGUGUCCUGGGCGCUCCUGGAACUCCCCUCGCAAGGAAAAGCAGGAGGCGUUGGCCGUUGAUAAAGAAGGCCAGACUAGGCACACCCGUUUGAGGAGACGAACGGCACUACCGGGUACAGUGGAGGAGGAAUGACACUAGUAGAAAAAUGAUGGGUGAAAACGGUAGUCGGCACAUACCGGUAGCUCGCUAGGAGGCAUGUGUGGCAUGUUAGUAGAGAGUGCCAAGGAGG